Ceutorhynchus assimilis (cabbage seed weevil) is the source of this 2042-nucleotide messenger RNA. The record is from the annotation of a GenBank genome assembly. Lineage: Eukaryota; Metazoa; Arthropoda; Insecta; Coleoptera; Curculionidae.
UUUUUAUAAACAAAUAAAAUUAUCAGGUACAAGUACAAGUACCGCUGUAAUAAAGUUAAAUUUUUAUAAAGAUUCCAAUAAUUGGCUUGGAAGUUGGUAACUAGGUACAUAUUUAUAUGAUUCUGAAUGUCUAGGUAGGUAUCGGUAUCUACCAAAUUUCUGUACCUAGAUUAUUGUCUGAAAAUACUUAGCAACUGAUCAUUGGCUUCCAAUCAGAACCAGUUGUAGAACCGUUGAAAGUGCUCGAACAGGCAAAAUCCGGUACAAGUGUAAUGGAAGUUAGUAUAGAGAGACUCCCUGUUAAAAAGGGUGUCCUAAAACAUGCUGAUGGAAGAAAAGCAGAUACUUUUGAUGAGAAAAAGCCUAAAAAAAGGGUGGGCAUUGACGAAAGUGAAGCAUUAAGAGUGAAGAAACAACUAGCAUCUGGAGUACACUUUUCAGCCAAAGAUUUACCAGCAAAAAUUAUUAAGUCAAAAUCAAACAAAAACUUAUUUCAAGAAGUAAAAGUGGUGGAUUCAACCAAAUAUAAUUUUAGGCCAAGGAAUCAAAAACAAGGAGCAAGUGUGAAAAUUUCGGAAAAAGAUCCAAAUAUGAUGCCCAAAAAUGAUCAGCUAAUACUUAUAAAAAGGAUACAAAAAUAUAUUCCAAAUAAUGACCAAAAAGGCUAUCAAUACAGGCUCAAACACUUAGAAUGGCAAAAUGUCGCAUUUAAAGAUUACACUAUAAAUCAGUGCAAACAAAUAUGGUCAGAAUUAUCCAAAAAAGUUCGGCGUGGCAGAUUACCACAUGAGAUUAGUAGUGACAUUAACAAAAGAAUGAAAUCUAACAGAAAAAAUUCAACCAAAAAAGUUGCAUUUACUAAAUAUAUUACAGAAACAUUCAAGAAAUUGCCCAUGAUAAAAAAACUCAAACAUCAUAUGAUGGCUCUAGACGUUCGAGUCAAUGGAGGUAGGAAAAGUUUUCCAGAUGGUUAAUACAGGUCUCCAAGAACCAGACAACCAAUGUUUAAAAUUACUUUUGUCUACUUAAUCAUUACUGAUUCCGCGAGACGAGACAAGACUUGAGGUUGGACCACCAAAGUCUCGUCUCGACUGGUCUCGUCUGGACUCAAGUUAUAUUUGUGAUUUUUAUUUUCAUAUUAUUACAGUAGUCCAAACUGUGACACUGAAAAAGCAGUUAUUGGAAGCGUAAAAAAUCACAGUGAAGAGCAACUGUGAUUUUUAAUAGUUAAGGUUUAUGUUGCUUUAAAUGUUUAAAUAAUAAAUAGAUCAACAGACAGCAAAAACUGAUUUUAUUGCAUAUUUCAUUUUUCAUUUAUAUACAUAUUUUUAUCUACCCACAGGGUCCUUUUUUUUGUAGAAUCAUAAAAGAAAUAUGUACGUCAAAUAAGAAAAAAUAUGUUGGAAAAAACAGUUUUUGAAAAAAGAAUCACCCUGUAUUUUCUUGGUGAAAUAAUGGAAUGCUUUCUACAUACUUUAUCUGAUCGAACUUUUUUUUUCCAGAAAAGUAUAGGAAAGAGAGGGAGAGAGAGAGUAAUUAUAUAUGUAAAUAAGUAGGUACUUAAAUUAUUAUUAGACCUGGAGCUUAGAGCUAUAUUUAGGUGUUACAAGUUUAGAAUUCAUUACUUAAGAGACUAGGCAUUAGUUUAAAGUUUAACAAUAAUAGCGAAAGUUGUUGCAGACAAAAAAAAAAUAAAAUAAAAAAACAUAUUAUAUAAAAUACACAUUUGAGUACUCGAUUAUUCAAAAAAAUUAUUAAAUAGUAGAGACUUUAACUUCUUCUUGAAGGCAUCGCCUCUUGGGCAGUCUCUGAGAACAUUAGGAAGUCUGUUGUAGUAAGCAAGGCCCUGGAAAAACACACUUCUCUGUCCUCCAGUUGUUCUCAUUGCUUCUGGUCUUAGGGUAUUUCUUUGUCUGGUGCUAUAGUUGUGGAUUGUAUUUGUUGGAGUGAAAGCAAGGUUUUAGUGAAUAUUUGAUAUUAUGCAGUUGUGGAUGAAAGUACAUAUUUGAAGGAUGUAUAGGGACUUUAUACUCAGGAUGUGA